This is a messenger RNA of Dermochelys coriacea (leatherback sea turtle), 2848 nucleotides long. RefSeq names its product zinc finger protein 251-like. Gene Ontology annotation, biological process: regulation of DNA-templated transcription. The transcript has 9 exons. Bases 455 to 1588 code for a protein of 377 amino acids. The record is from RefSeq and is a predicted model, not a curated record. Lineage: Eukaryota; Metazoa; Chordata; Testudines; Dermochelyidae.
CCUGGGAUCCCAGUGCCCUGAGUGACGGUGAAUGCAGGGCCCGGCCUGCCAGGCUCAGCAAGGGAACCAUCCCCACUGUAGCCCAGGGAGCCUGCAGGGUCAGACAUGGGGGUGACAUGAUGCCCUUAGGGUGCAGGAAGCUGCUGGGCAGGAGAGGGUCAGUCUAUGUGAGCCCAGAGCCCCUGCCCACGGGCUGUGUGCAUGUCACAGUGACCGGGGAGCCUUUCCAGCACCUGGGGGGAUGGGGAGGACAGAGAUGAAAUGUGGGCUGCAGAGAUGGAGAGUUUGGCUAAGUGCAAGUUGAUGAAGUUUGCGGGGGAGCAGGCCCUCCUGUUGAUGAUGCACAGCUCACCCGUGCCUUGAUCCACCACCCUUCCUGGUCUAAAUGCGCUUCCUAUGAGCCACCACAAGAGAUCCUGUGGCUCUGAAACAGACAGACGCCGAGAGGCAGAAGAUGGUCUGGGAGUGGCAGGAGCUGCGAGGGUUUCUGGAGGAGCAGGAGCAGCGGCUGCUGUCCCGGCUGGGAGAGCUAGAGAGAGCCAUUGUCCAGAGAAGGGAUGAGGGCGUCUGCAGACUGUCCUCGGAGAUUUCCCUGCUCAGUGAGCGGGGAGGAGAGAAGAGGCAGCAGCUGCUGAGCCAGUCCCUGCAGGGUGCUGGGAGCACUGGGAGCAGCAGAGAGGAUGGGACGUUCUGGAAGCCAGAGCCGGGGUUUGUGGAGCUGGAGAAGAGACUCAGCCAUUUCUCUCUGAAAAGUGCCUACCUGCAGGAGGUGCUGCAGGGAUUCAAAGAGAUGCUGCGACUGGAGCUGGGGAGCGACACAGGCUGCAGAAUAACACCCCCUUUUAGCUCCAGAUUGCCUCAUCCUCCAAGGAGACGGGGAAGGGAAAUGGCUGCAGAAGAGCAGGCUCUGGGACUGGUGACCUUCGAGGAGGUGGCUGUGUAUUUCACCAGGGAAGAGGGGGCUCUGUUGGACCCCCCUCAGAGAGCCCUCUGCAGAGACGUCAUGCAGGAGAACUAUGAGAAUGUGACCUCGCUGGAAUUUCCUGUUUCCAAAGUUGAUGUGAUCUCCCAGCUGGAACAAGGAGAAAAGCUAGGGGUGCCAGAAGUCCAGGGCUCAGAUGAAAGAGAGAUCUGGAGGAAUGCCUGCCCAGCAGGUGAUGGGAUGUUGAAUGAGAACGAGGAGCAGAAUCCUCAGCAGCAAGAUGCUGAGCAAGUGGAACCACAUGCAGGAUUUUCACAAAGAUCCAAAGGGAAUGUGUCCAGGCGUCAUGUGGAGGAAAAAGCCUGUGAGAGUAAGCACAGGCCAGAGAGAGAGCAGGGAAACAAGACAGGGGAGAAAAUGAGUAAAUCCAUUAAUUACCAGGAAACUCAGAAGGAAACCACAGCCCAGAAGAGAAUCCUCACAGGAGAGCAAAACAACACGUGCACUGAGUGUGGGAAAAAUUUCAGUAGCCGCUCACACUUUAUAGAACAUCAGAGAAUUCACACAGGGGAGAGACCCUACAAAUGUUGUGAGUGCGGAAAAAGCUUCACUCGGAGCUCAACCCUUGUUAGGUAUGAGAGGGUACACAGGGGAGAGACCCUAUGAAUGCUGUGACUGUGGUAAAACCUUCAGUCAGAGUUCAUCCCUUAUUACACAUCAGAGGACGCAUACGGGAGAGAGACCCUACGAAUGCCAUGAGUGCAGGAAAAGCUUCGCUCGGAUCUCAACCCUUGUUACGCAUCAGAGCACUCACACAGGAGAGAGACCCUAUGAAUGCUGUGAGUGUGGGAAAACCUUCAGCCAGAGUUCAUCCCUUAUUGCACAUCAGAGGAUCCACACAGGAGAGAGACCCUAUGAAUGCCGUGAGUGCAGGAAAAACUUCAGUAGCCGCUCAGGGCUUUUUGACCAUAAGAGAAUCCACAUGGGGGAGAGACCUUAUGAAUGUUGGGAGUGUGGGAAAACCUUCACUCGGCAGUCACACCUUAUUACACAUGAGAGAAUCCACACCGGAGAACGCCCCUAUGAAUGCUGUGAGUGUGGGAAAAACUUCUCUCAGGUCUCAGCCCUUAUUAGACAUGAAAGAAUCCACACAGGAGAGAGCCCCUAGAGAUGCUCCUUGUGGGACAAGCUUCCAUCAGAGCUCAGCCUUUAUUUAUCAUCAGAGAAUACACAAGGGAGAUAAACACCAUAAAAACUUUAUCUAGAGCAGAUCAAACAAAAUUCCUUAAUACUUUUUCUAAUUCCCACAUACUGGCCUUUCAGGCUGUUUGAAUCAUUUACAUCACCAUGGUCUUUCCAAUCUACCAAGUGAGCUGCCUUCUUGGGCCUCUUUUUGCCUCUCGAGCUUCUUCAUUUCCUACAAAUCCAUGACUUUAUGUGGAAGUUAUGUCCAAGCACAAGAUGGUUUGGGGAGGAAAUUAUUAAAGCGAUUCCUCUAAUAAUACAAUGAUGGCUUCCUAGCGAUACUCUCAAAGGCUCACUUAAUGCUGCAGUAAAGGAUCUGCCUUUCAAACAGAAUGCCAGAUGAAUUCAUCUUUAUUGCUUUCAGUUAGACUCUGUAUUGAACAUUCUUGGAAAAAUGUGACCUGCUUUCUCCUACAAAAUUGAGUAUAUAAAAAUAUGGACUGUUCUUUUAGUGGAAAACUUUGAUAUCAACUACAUAAGCAAGAGAAGUGCCAAAAAAGAGGAUAGCUAUUUAGCAAUUUUGUCAUAUAUUCUCUUGGACUCAGAGGAGGAGGUGUCAGCAAGCCACAAUCUUUAGCCAGGGUCUUGAAAUAUUACCCUGGUCCUGAAUAAGUAACAUACAAUGUAGUAUGUUAGCAUUUUAUUGUAACUUUGUCAGAAUAAAAAGUUUUAAAAAAUGAA